AGCUUGACGGCAAAGUCGCGUUCACUAUUUAAGUUGUAGUUAGUUUGAUUCAUUUCUCCUCAGCUGCAAGACGUUUUGUCUGCCCCUCCGGCCACAUCAGCCCAAGGAUAAAAUUAUUCUCCUUUUCUAUCUCUAAAUAUUCUAACAUCAACUAUGGCUGAUACCGCAGUAGACACCACCACUACCACCCCCAAGGAGAUCACCGCUAAGGACCUGAAGGAAAAGAAGGAGGUGACGGAAGAAGUUGAGGUGGAGAAAGAGAACGGCAGCGGAGACGCACCUGCCAAUGGCAAUGGAACAACAAAUGGAAAGUCACACGAUGAAGAGCAUGAUGAGAAGAAGGCAGAGAAGAAGGAAGAGAAAGUAGAAGAGAAGGAAGCUGAGGCUGCUGCUCCUGCAGAGGAGGAGAAGAAGAAUGGCACAGAAGAGGAGAAGAACGGCAAAGAGGAGGUUGAUGGCCAGGCAGUAAAACGUGCAGCUGAGGAGGAGGAGAAGGUCGAGACAAAGAAACAGAAAACAGAUGAAGCAGCAGAGCCCACAGAAGCUGAAGUGGAGGCCUAGGCGACAUCACACCCCUGUUUCAUAGCUGUCUGCGUGGUCAACUUGACCUAGUAGAGUUUGUGCUUUCAUGUAUAUUUUACUCGUUUUCUUUUAACCACGGAUUAUAUUCUUCUUUUUGUUUUUGCACUGGAGUCCCAUAACAUCAUGGCCCACUUUUUCUUUCUUUUCUUUUUUUAUGAAAUGUUAUUUAUUGGUUCAGAGUGACAUUCUGUAACAAAGGAGAAAAACAAAAGAAAAAAAGUAUUUUGUACGUAUGAGUUCAAAGCACAGUUUCUACUGCCUGUUCCGAUCAGUUGAUUCACACAAGCAUCUGCACCCUCCUCUCACAAGGUUAUGACAUUUUCACGAGUGACCUCUGACUCACUGAUGAAGACCAAAGAUAAGUUUUAAGCAAGGGGCUAAUGCGUGCUUCUGAAAUCCCUUUUGUUUGUGCUGCUAGUAGUUAAUCCUUUUGCUUGGCUGGUCUGUGUACACAGCAGAUGGCACUUACCAAUGAAGGGGUCUCGUGGAGCCCAAUCAAAACUGAAGAAAGACUUGCUUGCUUGCCUCCUCCUCUUCAGUGGAGGGGUGCUUGCAUGUCUUGUCACGCGUCAGCCCCUGGGUCUUAAAUCUUCUAGGUUUUGGUCAUUUUUCGUUUACUAUCCGUUUUUGGUAACAUUCCAGCCUUUGACAUCCAAUGUACAGUUUUGUCUUGGGUUACUUUUCCUGUUGCAAGUUACAUCUGAGUAUUGAUGUAAGAAAUAUACAGAAGCCACAGUGGUCUUAAGCUGAAUAAUAUGUCGGGUCUGGUGCUCUCUCAGUCUAUUUUUCAAGCAGUUUUUUGUAUGGAUUGUGUCUUGGUUGCUUUGACCACUGCUUUGUAUAUUCUGGUUCUGGAUUAUAAAUAAAUCAGUCUUGUCUUUUUAA
This is a messenger RNA of Engraulis encrasicolus (European anchovy), 1467 nucleotides long. RefSeq names its product prothymosin alpha. The record is from RefSeq and is a predicted model, not a curated record. Gene Ontology annotation, molecular function: histone binding. Bases 154 to 561 code for a protein of 135 amino acids. Gene Ontology annotation, biological process: negative regulation of apoptotic process; positive regulation of transcription by RNA polymerase II. The transcript has 5 exons. Gene Ontology annotation, cellular component: nucleus. Lineage: Eukaryota; Metazoa; Chordata; Actinopteri; Clupeiformes; Engraulidae.